Molecule: messenger RNA, 1876 nt
Organism: Brassica rapa (field mustard)
Lineage: Eukaryota; Viridiplantae; Streptophyta; Magnoliopsida; Brassicales; Brassicaceae
Product: peroxidase 40
Biological process (GO): response to oxidative stress; hydrogen peroxide catabolic process
Molecular function (GO): peroxidase activity; heme binding
Source: RefSeq, a predicted model, not a curated record
UUCCAAGUAUUGAAUUGGUCCGACUCUGAACUACUCCCGACUCUUUAGUGUACACUGCACACCGACACAUCUUUCUCUCUGUGUAGAAGCAACAUUUGUGAUUUUCUCCUCAUUAAUUCAUUACAAUGUCAAACUCUUUUGUUCCUUAUAUUCGUAAAUCAUAUUACAUGAAUAUGUAAUCAUCUGCAUCAUUUUGUAUAUGUUACAUUGUCUUAUACAAACACACGAACAUUAAUUUACAUACAUAUAUGAAUGAUUACUAGUGCAUCAUCCGUAAUUGGGUUGUUGUAGUGCACAUGCAGCCAUGAACUCAUACAUAUAUAGUAGGUGUGUUAUGUAAUAUGUACCAUGUAUGCAUGUGUCUAUACAUGAUUAAUUGUUUCUAUAAAUAUGGACACACAUAGAUACUAGCUUUCUAAAACAGUACAAAUUCCACUGAAUGUUAAUACUCAAGAAGAAAGUGGAGAGAGAUCAUAUAACGAUGAAGAAUCUCUUUAACUUGUUCCUUAUUAUGCUUCUCGUUUCUAUGCCAAUUCUCUCACUCGCUGCCAACUUCAGCGAGACUUGUGAAGACGGAAGUGGAGAACCCGGUUCAGGUUUCGGUAUAGGGUUCGGCAUAGUUCUAGAAUUCGGGUUAUACCGGAAUAGCUGCCCUGAAGCCGAGUCUAUCGUCUACUCAUGGGUCGAAACCGCGGUUUUACAGGAUCCAAGAAUGGCUGCUUCUCUUCUUCGUCUUCAUUUCCACGACUGUUUUGUCAAUGGAUGUGAUGCUUCGGUCUUGUUGGAUGACACAGAAGGAUUGGUCGGUGAAAAAACUGCACCUCCGAACCUCAAUUCUCUACGAGGAUUCGAAGUGAUAGAUUCGAUAAAGGCUGAUCUUGAAAGUGUAUGUCCAGAGACUGUCUCAUGCGCAGACAUUCUUGCCAUGGCUGCUAGAGAUUCAGUCGUUGUGUCGGGUGGACCAAACUGGGACGUCGAAGUAGGAAGAAUAGACGGUCGAACCGCGAGUAAACAAGCAGCAACGACUAGCUUACCAUCACCAAACUCAACCGUACCAACUCUCAUCUCUAUCUUUCAGAAACUCGGUCUUUCGCAAACCGACAUGGUCGCUCUUUCCGGUGGGCAUACACUGGGAAAGGCAAAGUGCACUUCAUUUACAGCUCGGUUACAACCACUACAAACUGGACAACCAGCUAACCACGGAGACAACCUUGAGUUCCUUGAGUCACUACAACAACUGUGCUCGACAGUGGACACUUCUGUAGCAAUCACUCAGCUUGACUUGGUGACACCGUCAACAUUUGACAACCAGUACUAUGUUAACCUUCUCUCGGGUGAGGGAUUGCUUCCAUCAGACCAAGCUUUGGCGGUUCAGGACCCAGGAACAAGGGAGAUUGUUGAGACCUAUGCAGCCGACCAGUCAGUAUUUUUCGAAGAUUUUAAGAAUGCUAUGGUUAAGAUGGGAGGGAUAACCGGUGGUAGUGAGGGGGAGGUUAGAAAGAAUUGUAGAGCCAUUAACUAAAAUAAAAGGAUAUAACCAAUUAUGUUCAUGAUCAGACUUGAUGACAUCUUAUAUAUAUAAAUUAAAGAAGUCUGCAUAGGACUUUGGUUUAUAUAAGAAUCUGGAAGAAAUGAACACAGAUAAACAGUUAAAUCUAUACAUUUGUUUGUCCUUGAUGAAAGUAUAUAUGCAUACACUGAGAAGUGGGUGAGUCAAAGAUAAAAACAACAAAAUUACAUAAACAUAGACAUUGACUUGACGAAUUUGGUGGAACAAAAGAAUUUGAUGUUGCAAGUUGCAAGUUGCAACAUAAAAAACAUGUUGACAUUUUGACAUGGCACUAAACAUAAAACAUUAAAUAACGUGAUAUAGGUA